Molecule: messenger RNA, 5179 nt
Organism: Penaeus indicus
Lineage: Eukaryota; Metazoa; Arthropoda; Malacostraca; Decapoda; Penaeidae
Product: cytoplasmic aconitate hydratase-like
Exons: 21
Coding region: 97-3675 (1192 amino acids)
Biological process (GO): tricarboxylic acid cycle; citrate metabolic process
Cellular component (GO): mitochondrion; cytosol
Molecular function (GO): aconitate hydratase activity; 4 iron, 4 sulfur cluster binding; iron-responsive element binding
Source: RefSeq, a predicted model, not a curated record
CACGGCCCCGAUCCGGCUUGAGGCAAGGCCGCGAGGAUUCGCCUUCACGUUAUUGGAACGCAGUCUUCUUCUUCCACCGAGCGACGCAACAACACCAUGGCCAGUGAGGGACCAAACCCCUAUACCCAUUUGCUAUCUGAAGUCAAGAUAGGGGACAAGACAUACAAGUAUUAUGAUCUCACUGCCCUGAAGGAUACUCGCUAUGAGCGCUUGCCAUUCAGCAUAAGGGUGCUUCUGGAGUCUGCUAUACGUAACUGUGAUAACUUCCAGGUGAAGGAAAAUGAUGUUGAAAGUAUCCUUAACUGGGAGAAGAAUCAGACUGACCCAAAGGGUGUGGAGGUCCCUUUCCGUCCAUCAAGAGUCAUCCUGCAGGAUUUCACAGGUGUCCCAGCCGUAGUGGACUUUGCAGCCAUGCGUGAUGCAGUGAAGAAGCUUGGUGGAGACCCUGAGAACAUCAAUCCCAUCUGUCCUGCUGACCUUGUCAUUGAUCACUCUGUUCAAGUGGAGUUUUCUAGGACACGUACUGGGGACGACCCUGGUGGAGGGGGCAGUCUGGCUGGACAGUCUUGUGGCCGUUGCGUGAACUAUGGCCAGCCAGGAUGUAUCUCUUCUGCUCAAAGGGGCAUGCGGACAAGUUCACGCCUUAAUUCCAGACUUCAACGAGCACGUGGGUCAAGUGCUCAUAUUUCAAGGUCUCAUCCAGCUUCUCCUAUGGUGACAUCUAGAGCAACAAGCCCAACAGUCUAUUCUCCUCCCCCACCAAACUUAAAUCAGCAGUCUCUACAGCAACCAAUAUACUUAGUGCCAACCAGUCCUCCAGUGAAUGGAACAGUUGUGGUUGGUGUCCAACAGCCUUGGGCAUUCCAGCCUGCCACUUCCACAGAACCCAACCAGCUUCCAACUAUGGUGACUAAUUUAACAUUAGGAGAUAGUGUAGGAGGAAUGGCAAAUUAUCAGUGUCAGCCUGUACAGUAUACUGCCAUGGUACCAAGCUAUCAGCCCCCUCUCUAUCCUACACCACAUCCAGCUCAAAUAGGCUUACCUCAACAUCAUUCUUAUUAUACUGGUUCACCUUAUAUACAGUACCAUGGCAGUAAUUCUGGCAGCAGACCUACAACCCCAGAACCUCGACAGCUGUCUGACCUAGAAAAGGUUCAAACCAUGGACUUGGAAGAUAUUUCACUUAGACCUCGAUGGUCCCAAAGGUCACGGCAAAUGCCAUCAACCCGAAGAAGACCCGGAGGCAGUGAAGACCCUGCCAGCAUGUCUGAUACUUCCAGUACCAAGAGUGAUGCAUCUCAAACCCCUUCAUUAAGAUUGUCUAUGUCAUCCCUGCCCUCUCCUCUGGAUGUCCCAGGGAUACCCAUUCAGGAUGAAGUUUGUCCUUUCCAUGAACGGCAGUCUGAAUGGUCCAAUGCUCUGCAGAAGAACCAGGAGUUGGAGUUUGAGCGAAAUCGUGAACGCUUUGUCUUCCUGAAGUGGGGAGCACAAGCUCUCCGGAACAUGCUGAUUGUGCCUCCAGGAUCGGGCAUUGUCCAUCAGGUAAACUUGGAGUAUCUAGCAAGAGUUGUGUUUGAGGAGAAUGAGAUUUUGUUCCCCGACUCCCUGGUGGGGACAGACUCGCACACAACCAUGAUUAAUGGCUUGGGGGUUGUUGGCUGGGGUGUUGGAGGAAUUGAAGCAGAGGCUGUGAUGCUUGGCCAGGCAGUGUCCAUGGUCCUCCCAAAAGUCGUAGGCUACCGCAUCACUGGAAAUCUUUCUCCUCUUGCCACCUCUACUGAUGUGGUUCUAACAAUCACCAAGCAUCUGAGGCAGGUUGGCGUUGUUGGGAAAUUCGUGGAGUUCUACGGGCCAGGCGUGCAGCAGCUGUCAUUGGCCGACCGCGCCACCAUCUCCAACAUGUGCCCAGAGUACGGCGCCACCAUCGGCUUCUUCCCGGUCGACACCACAACCAUUGCUUAUCUGAGACAGAGCAACCGCGACGAAGCCAAGAUCGCACAAAUCGAAGCAUACCUCAAGGCGGUCCGGAUGUUCCGCGACUUCUCGGAUGCCUCUCAGGAUCCAAUCUUCAGCGAGAAAGUGGAGUUGGACCUGGCGGAUGUCGUUCCCUCGGUGUCAGGCCCCAAACGACCUCACGACAGAGUAGCUGUCUCGGCCAUGCGAGACGAUUUUCUCCAGUGCCUUGGAAAUAAGGUUGGUUUUAAGGGUUUUGGAAUUCCUGGUGAUCAGCAUGAAAAAACUGUUCCAUUUGUGUAUGAAGGGAAGGAGUACACCCUGAAGCAUGGAUCGGUGGUUAUUGCUGCCAUUACAUCUUGCACCAACACUAGCAAUCCCUCUGUGAUGCUUGGAGCAGGCCUGUUAGCAAAGAAUGCUGUUGAGGCGGGAUUGAAUGUAGUCCCCUACAUCAAAACAUCCCUGUCUCCUGGGUCAGGUGUAGUCACCCACUACCUGCAACAUUCAGGGGUUACACCUUACCUGCAGAAGUUGGGCUUUGAUAUUGUAGGCUAUGGUUGCAUGACUUGUAUUGGCAACUCUGGUCCCAUUCCUGAACCUAUUGUAGAAGCCAUUGAAAAGAAUGACCUUGUUUGCUGUGGAGUUCUCUCUGGAAACCGUAACUUUGAGGGUCGUAUCCACCCAAAUACUCGAGCCAAUUACCUAGCAUCGCCACUCCUUGUCAUUGCCUAUGCCCUUGCUGGACGGGUUGACAUUGACUUUGAAAAGGAGCCCCUUGGUCAUAAUGAUGCUGGAGAGGCAGUGUUCCUCCGUGACAUUUGGCCCUCAAGAGAAACCAUUCAGGCAGUAGAACAAAAGCAUGUAGUGCCAGCCAUGUUUAAGGAUGUCUAUGCACGCAUCACAACUGGCAAUGAACGCUGGAACAAGUUAGAAGCUCCACAGGGUAAACUGUACCCAUGGGAUUCAAGCUCAACUUAUAUCAAGAGCCCACCAUUCUUUGAAGGCAUGACCAAGGAUGUGCCAACUGUGUCUGGAAUAAUAGAUGCUCAUGUAUUGCUCAACUUGGGUGACUCUGUGACCACAGACCACAUAUCGCCAGCUGGCUCAAUUGCACGAAACUCCCCUGCAGCACGAUUUCUAGCAGCAAGAGGCCUUACACCUCGUGAAUUCAACUCCUACGGAUCCCGCCGUGGAAAUGAUGCUGUAAUGGCUCGUGGAACAUUUGCCAACAUCCGACUUGUAAACAAGUUCAUUGGCAAGGCUGGACCCAGAACCAUUCAUAUUCCUUCUGGAGAGGAGUUGGAUGUGUUUGAUGCCAGUGAGCGUUACAAGGAGGAGGGGCGACCUGUGAUCAUUCUGGCAGGGAAGGAGUAUGGUUCAGGAUCCUCAAGAGACUGGGCAGCCAAAGGACCAUUCCUUCUGGGUGUUCGUGCUGUGAUUGCUGAGUCAUACGAGCGUAUUCACCGCAGCAACCUUGUGGGUAUGGGUAUUAUUCCCAUGCAGUACAUGGAGGGACAAAAUGCCACAACAAUUGGUCUAACAGGAAAAGAAACAUUCACCAUUAACUUACCAGAAGAACUGACCACUGGCAUGAUUGUCACUGUGCAGGUGAGCGGUGGCAGUUCCUUUGAUGCACUGGUGCGCUUUGAUACUGAAGUGGAGCUGGCUUACUUCAAGCAUGGUGGCAUCCUUAACUAUAUGAUCCGCAAGAUGUGCCAGUGAAGCUCAUGAGUGGGCAAGAAUGAAUACAUUGAUUGUUUAUAUGGUUAUGGGGAGUAAUAAUGUUUUGUUGAAUAUAUUACCAGAUUGGUUCUGAUGCAAAUUGAAUUACAUGCAUUCCCUGAUGGAAUGCUUCUGUUUAUUCUUAUGAGUGGUGUAUAUUACAAGUGAAGUGAUAUUGACAGUGAUGAUGAUGACGAUGAUUAUAAUUUACUUGUGGCUAUAUAACUGUACAAAAGUUAGACUUUAUAGUACAUUAAAGUUAAUCAUCUUAUUUGUUGAUUUUAUAUGUGAGAUUGGUUUACAAGCAUAGCAUUUCUCAUAUCGGAAUUAAGUUCUCCACUGAAAUGGCAAUCCGAAUAUCAUAAGAGGCAGCAGGCCUUGAAGAUGCUCGUUCUUUCUGUCAAACAAUGCAAAGCUCUUUUCCUCUUUCACUCUAUCCUCCUCCUGUUGCCACUAUUCAUGGCUUCCAGCUGGUCCUCAGGGAAUUUCGAGAUAUUUAAGAGGGUAAUGGGCCAGUGCCAUCCAUGGCUAUAACACUCAGAAUUGUUUGCAGUAGUACAAAGGCUGUUCAGGUUUAUUUCCAUGAACUUCUUUUUUUUCUUUGUUUUACUUACUUUUUAAUUAUUUUUAUUUUUAUUUUUUUAUUUUCAUUAUUAUUAUUUUUGUCACAGACUACUAAAAUCAUAAGUAUCAAACGGUUAUUAUGCACAAUUUUUGUAAUGUCAAUCAGUACUUGUCAUCAUCAUUACUGUAUAUUUGCCUUGUCAGAGGUUUCAACCUGCUAUUAAAAUCUAGAAGGUUCUCCGAUGUGGUAAAAUGACUAUCUUACAAUCAUUUAUUUCAAGGAUAUUCAGGAUAAAGCGUUGGCACAAGUUUUAUUUAUUUUUAUUUUUUCAUUUUUGUUUUAAUGAUUUUACCUUUACAAUUAUUUUUGUUAUAUAUAUUUUUGCUAUAUAUUCCAUGAUUACUUGUUAAUUUGUAACAUAUUUUCCUAUACUGGACUUUAAAAUAUAGCUAAUAUAUAUAAUACUUUUAUAAAUUUCUGACUGCAUAAAUUUCAGAUGUUCAUUGACAUUCUGAUAUUCAAUUACAGUAUCAAAGACAGGUAUUCAUUCCAGUAUUGUGUGAGCGAUGUGUGUGUGCUGUAUAGCUCAGCAGUGUAAUUUUGUAAAAGUUUUGCAACUGUGAUGCUCCUAAAACACUUGUGCUUUAUAAGAACAUUUGUCACAGUUCCAUGAAGUGUUGUAUUGACUGAUAUCUGUAAAAUUUGAAUGGCAAUAACCUAAUUAUUUUAACCAUAUUUUACAAGACAAAAAUGUAAUUAAUUGGUAGUAAAAUGUUAACCAAAAAGUAGUGAAUUGCUCUUGGAAAAAAGUAUAAUUGUUGGGUAAUAUGAAAUUAUAUCUGUACAUGUGAAUGUCCCCGUGAUGUAGAUAUGCAAUAUUUAAUUGUUAUCUAGAACUUGUGGGUUUGUAGAGAAGCUCAAAUAAAGAAUGAUACUUAA